Terrapene triunguis (Three-toed box turtle) is the source of this 1014-nucleotide messenger RNA. It is a transcript of the gene DBN1, whose product is annotated as drebrin 1. Gene Ontology annotation, molecular function: actin filament binding. NCBI's taxonomy places the organism in Eukaryota, Metazoa, Chordata, Testudines, Emydidae. Bases 1 to 1014 code for a protein of 337 amino acids. The record is from RefSeq and is a predicted model, not a curated record. Gene Ontology annotation, cellular component: plasma membrane; site of polarized growth; cortical actin cytoskeleton. The transcript has 8 exons. Gene Ontology annotation, biological process: neuron projection morphogenesis; postsynaptic actin cytoskeleton organization; regulation of actin filament polymerization.
AUGGUCCCCCGGGAAACACUCUGCGCAUGCAGCACGGGCCGGCCAGGGGCUGAACAAUGGGCUCCUUAUGCAGCCAGUCCCCCAGCCAGCCAUGCUGUGUGCUGCAUAACAAGAGCCCCGGCAGCCGUGCGCUCUGGUCACCUCCUCCCCACCCACCCGGACGAGCCCGGUCGGGGCCCAAGGCUUUCAGAGACGCCGUUGUCCGGCCGCCUGGGGAGCACAGACCAGAGACCAGCCCCACACAGGAGCUUGCAGAAACCUCUCCCGUGGCUGGGGGCUCUGUACACCUACGAGGAUGAGUCUGACGACCUGAAGCUGGCUGCGUCGGGAGGAGGCGGCUUGCAGGAGCUCGCUGGCCGCUUUGAGAACCAGAAGGUGAUGUACGGCUUCUGCAGUGUCAAAGAGCCCCAGGCAGCGCUGCCCAAAUACGUCCUGGUCAAUUGGGUUGGGGAGGACGUGGCCGAUGCCCGCAAGUGCGCCUGUGCCAGCCACGUGGCCAAGAUAGCAGAGUUCUUCCAGGGUGUGGAUGUGAUCGUCAAUGCCAGCAGCGUGGAGGACGUGGACCCGGGGGCCAUCGGGCAGCGCCUCUCCAACGGCCUGGCUCGCAUCUCCAGCCCCGUGCUGCACCGCCUGCGGCUGCGAGAGGACGAGAACACCGAGCCCGUGGGCACGACCUAUCAGAAGACCGAUGCGGCUGUGGAGAUGAAACGGCUCAACCGGGAGCAGUUCUGGGAACAGGCCAAGAAGGAGGAGGAGCUGCGGAAGGAGGAGGAGCGGCAGAAGGUGCUGGAGGAGCGGCUGCGCUUUGAGCAGGAGCGCAUGGAGCAGGAGCGCAUGGAGCAGGAGGAGCGGGAGAGGCGCUAUCGGGAGCGCGAGGAGCAGAUUGAGGAGCACAGGCAAGGGCUGGGCUCGACUUGGUUCUCAGGGGAGGUGUGGGAGGAUUUGUGCCCCCCUCGUGUGUGUUUCCAGCAGUCCUCUUUCCUGGGCAGGGAGUCGGUGAAGAACGAACCAUGA